AUGAGUUCAGUGAAAAUGUUGCGGUCACGUCUCAAUGGCAUCCUUUUCAGGCUUAUGUUUGAAGAGCACGUAAACAAUAUCAAACCUGACAUUGUGGCGGUUACACUAGCUUGUGAAGAGCUGAAGAAGAGUGAAAGCUUUAGUAAGCUUUUAGAGUUAGUGCUGUUCCUUGGAAACUACAUGAACUCUGGCUCCAGAAACGCACAGUCUCUUGGUUUUAACAUCAGUUUUCUUUGCAAGAUUCGAGAUACUAAAUCAACAGAUCAGAAAACAACCCUAUUGCAUUUUCUGGCAGAAAUCUGUGAGGAGAAUUACCGAGACAUCUUAAGAUUUCCAGACGAAUUGCUGCAUGUUGAGAGUGCAAGUAAAG
Messenger RNA from Pelecanus crispus (Dalmatian pelican), 370 nucleotides. The record is from RefSeq and is a predicted model, not a curated record. Lineage: Eukaryota; Metazoa; Chordata; Aves; Pelecaniformes; Pelecanidae.